AUGUCGGGAAUUGGAGGCCAAGCAGCCCCAGCGGCACCAGGACAGCCAGGACAGCCAUACCAGUACGAAACAUCACCCGUGCAACAGCAACAGCAAUAUCAACAACAAUAUCAAUACCAGCAAGCCCCCGUGCAGCAGGAGCAGUAUUCGGCACCACCUCCACAAUACACCAACUAUGAGGGUUACACUAAUGGCAACGUCGCGGAUCCGCAACAAACUCCUGCUCCAGUGAGCUACCAGUACGACGCUGCUGAAUCCGAAGCUCUCUUCCGAAUGGUCGAACAACCCAAAGACCAAGCGGACGCGGAGACCAUGGAGUACGCAGACGAAUAUGGGGAGGAAGAGGAAGAAGGCGAAGUAGAGCAAGCAUUGACCGAAGAUUCGUACUCAUUGUUGUACACGGCCGACUUUUUCAGUCGAACGACAUUCUUUGCCAUUACUGUGGUCAUUCUUCAGGCAGGAAUGCUAUUCCUGACUUUUUUUGACCUAAUUGACGCAAACCCUGAUGGUGAACAGAACAAAACGAAUGGGGUCAGCAACCGACUCAAAAUUCCACCAGGGACGUCCCCCUUUGUGACCCUUGCUCAAUUCCUUGGCAUGGUUUUGACAGUGAUGCUCAUGGGAGUCGAGGGUGAUAUCGUGGUUGGAGGUUCUCAGUUGCUCGAAGGUUACGAUGAUGGCAUUCUGCAUGACAUGCCCAAUGCAACUUUUCCCCGAUGGCUUGUCACUGGCUCUAUGCAAUUGAUGGAGAUAGAUGAGAUUGCUUUCAAACUGGCAGAUAUGGGAAUCCUAGCAAGUCAGAUUCAGGCGGAUUGCGAGAAGGUCAAGAAUUUGAAGCAAGUCUCGCCUCCAGAGUUCAUAGCCCGGCGCACAUUGUGGAAGCGGAUCAUGCUCAUUCUAUUGUUCAUCACACUGACCAUUGGGUAUGCCUUUGUUGUCAGUUGGCAAAUGAAUGGAGUUUAUCUUUGUAAACAUGUAUACAUACAAUUUGGAGACGCGUUCUUGCCAGAGAUGGCGUAUUAUUCUGGCCAGUUCCACCAUCAAGGUUUUGGUUGGAGCGAUAGAGAAAACGAUCGUGUUACUUAUAUUGAUGAUACAGGUAAACUGAAGCUUGCCUACUGCAAUUCGGAGACUGCCUGGACGAUCUCCUGGGUAAAGCAAGGAUCGUCUUCAUGCGACUACAUCUUCAAGAGUUCCAAUACCGACACAUUUGAUGUGGCCGAAGUUGACAAUUGGGUGGUUAAGACCAGCACCACAGGCGAUGUGCCUGUUGACUGGCUGAAAGUGGUUUGUAACGAUUGCACCCCGGAGCUUUGCAAUGAGGCGUAUGGCGAUUGUAAAGUCGACAACAGUAAAGGCUCCAAAUUGAACAAAUGUGAAUGCAAAUCGAAAGAUCGGCAAGGUUUGAAUUGUGAUUUGCCAGCGACUUGUCGCUACUUUGAUCUUGACGCUCGAACAACUGACGAACUAGCGGUUCAGCCUGGCGGGUAUUUCCUAUCUGAAACGGAGUUUGUGGAUCUGAGUUUUGUCCCGGGCUUUGAUGACGACAUCACACUCAUGCACCAUCGAAGCAUAUAUGCCCCUUAUGGUGGAUUCAAUGAUGCUGAAGGGCCCGCUGUGGUAGAAAACAUCUCCACAUUCAUGCUUUUUUCUGGAAGGCGGUGGGUGAUUUACACCCUGCCAGAGGGGUCGUCUGAGCAUUUGGCCAAGGAUGAAUUCAUCACUUUUUUGCGGGACAAUGACCCUGCCAACAAUCCGGUUGCAGCGUUGGAGAACAUAAGCAAAACGUACCCUCACUUCAAGCCUUUGUUUUUCAGCUCUCCUGUGAACUACGGUGGAGCGAACUAUGUUCGAGAGUAUGGUAACAGUUGGGUUCUCACACAACCUGUUCCCAAUUACACAGUCCUUCCACGCCAAGCCGAUGACAACCAACCCCUUCCUGCGACCUAUGUAUGCUCGGACUGUAGCGGCGACCCCGGCAUCUGUCAGAACAAUGGAUUUUGCAAUUCUGGCUAUUGCCAUUGCUCGUAUUUCUUUCGGGGACCAAAUUGUGAACGUUCUUAUGAGUGCCUUGAGUUUGGAGAUUUAGACCGAAAAAGCACUGAGACUGGUUGCUAUUUUGAACAAGGCCAUUGCAAUCCCGUGACUCGACUUUGCGAAGAAUGUGUUAAUGGUACAUUUGGAAACUUGUGUCAGUAUGGCGGCCAAAACGCAUUGAGUGAACAGGAUCAGUUGUUUUGUGCCAAAUGUGAGGCCUCUGACGGCUCGGUUGGCGAGUGUGAUGUACAUACGAAAAUCUGCCCUUGCUUGCCCGGCUAUUCCGGGGAUAUUUGCCAAUAUGACUCCACAACCGCACCACCCACAGACGACUUGGUGGAAACUAUCGUCAACACGACAAUAGAAAUCGUGGAGACAAUUCUCAACACUACAACCGAAAGCGUGGGUGGAGUAUCCAACGAAUUGGGUGCUUUCGCAAACGAAACAGCAAACGCUUUGGGGGGAUUGGCCCAGCCAAAUCCUCCUGCAGAUGCAGCAGAGGGCGGCCCUCCCCAGUCCGAGGCUCCAGCAGAGGGUUCACUCCCCCUGUCCAAUCUUCCAGGAGAUGGCUCGGGAAAUCUGCCUCCGCCUUAA
Messenger RNA from Seminavis robusta, 2631 nucleotides. NCBI's taxonomy places the organism in Eukaryota, Bacillariophyta, Bacillariophyceae, Naviculales, Naviculaceae. The record is from the annotation of a GenBank genome assembly.